Molecule: messenger RNA, 2355 nt
Organism: Oncorhynchus gorbuscha (pink salmon)
Lineage: Eukaryota; Metazoa; Chordata; Actinopteri; Salmoniformes; Salmonidae
Product: chromosome alignment-maintaining phosphoprotein 1-like
Exons: 2
Coding region: 521-1888 (455 amino acids)
Biological process (GO): attachment of mitotic spindle microtubules to kinetochore
Source: RefSeq, a predicted model, not a curated record
AGGACGAGAAGGAUACUGUUCGUUUACAGUAUGCUAAAAUGAACUAAUAGUAUAUACUCAUUAAGUAUGUAGUACACAGUAUGUUAGUAUGGGUUUUCGAACACAGCUUUGGUGCUUGCCCCAGUUUACUCUAUUUACAAAACGCCGACAAGGUGCAUUGUCCUGGGCUGCAAACCACCAGUUUCCACACUUUGCCAAAAGACUACAUCGUAUUCCGAAAAUUGGUGAGAUUCGCCUCCUACACGAGAAUGGCGUGUUGAACGGCACUCAGAUACGCGAGGCUCAUUUCAGCAAAGAAUGUUUUCGACUCAAUACACCGAGAAAGUGAUUGUUGUGGGAUAACGCGGUUCCCACGAUUUGUCCCAGCGAUAGCCCGAGCAGAACCGAUACUUCUUCACUUUAUGUUAACCAAAAGGACGAGAAGAAGCAACACAGACCGAACCAAGAAGUUCAGGAUAGACCACGCGUGGAUUAUUCUGUUAUCCAGAACAGCAGGGAGCCGAAACGUGAGCUGCAGUCAAUGGAUGCCGUGGUGGAGGUUAAGGAGUCAGAGACAGCCAUGACGGGAGCCACAAUGGACGUUAAGGAGUCAGAGACAGCCAUGACGGGAGCCACAAUGGACGUUAAGGAGUCAGAGACAGCCAUGACGGGAGCCACAAUGGACGUUAAGGAGUCAGAGACAGCCAUGACGGAAGCCACAAUGGACGUUAAGGAGUCAGAGACAGCCAUGGCGGGUUUUGAGGAGUCAACGGAAGCCACAAUGGACGUUAAGGAGUCAAUUUCAGCCGCCAUGGACCUGAAGGAGUCCAUGCCAGUCAUGAUUGAAGUUAAUGAGUCAGAGUCAAAAGAAGCCGUUGUGGACAUUAAGGAGUCACAGGGAGCUGUUAUGGAACUCAAGAGGCAGUCUUCCUCCUCUGGCAGCCAGGGGCGGGACAGAGACCGGGAGUCGGACAGCUAUCUCCAGCACCUCCAGUGUCCCCACUGUCUGCUCCAGUGUAAGAGCCACUGCAGCUACCUCAUCCACAUCGCUAAGAUCCAUCCAAGCCGCCUGGAUGACACGCCGGUGGGUCGCCUGGGCAACGCCAUCUUCUACCAGCGCACGGCACGGCUGUUCCACUGCAGCGUGUGUUUCCACACGGCCAGGGAGUUCCCUCGCCUCUACGACCACCUGCUCACCUGCCACUGCCUCUCUGGGAAGGGCCAGGGUGAGGAGGGAGAAGGGGAUGAGCGUAGGGGGGAAGGGGGAGAAGAACAGGAAGGUAUCAGUGUAGACGUGCUUUCAAAAGACAGUAGUCAUCCUCCCAGUGAGCCCAAGGCAGAAGAGGAGGAUGAGGACAAAGGAGGUGUGAAGCAAGAGGAGGAAGGUAGGAAAAGAGGACUAGAGGAGAUGGAGGGAGGCGAGGACAAUGAAGAGAACUCCCGCUCAGCCGGCAGCCCCAUGAAACGAAAAAUAAGCCCUACGGCAGGCAGUGAGGAAGAUGAUCAUGAUGAAGAGGAAGAGGAGCUACAGACCAACAACAACAAAAAAAGUGACAAACACAAAAAGCAGGAAGAGGCCUUCCUGACCAAAUAUAUCCAGCGCCAGGGGGGUCGCUACAACUGUCGCCUGUGUGGCAAGCGCUCCAAGAUGAAGGGCCAUGCCAUCCACCACGUGAGCUACAAGCACGACGUGCCCAAACCUUACUGCUGUAAAGAGUGUAGCAAGGCCUUCAUACUAGAGUAUUCGCUACUCAACCAUAUCUACCACAACCACAGACAGGGCAUGUACCGCUGUCUCUUCUGCCCCUUCAGCUCUGACGUGGUGUGGGGCAUAAAACGUCAUGGCAACCGCUGCAAUGCCCGAAGCGGGGAGGGGGAGGAGGGGGAGGGCAGCAAUGGAGAAGAGUGAUUGGUUAAUGGUUGCUAACACAUACUGUACCUUGGUAAUCAGGAGAAGGGACUCCAGACCUACAUUAUCUAAGUUCUAGAAUCUCUUUGCAUUGUGCAUCUACUUGGCUAGUAACCCUAGGUACAGUAGAUUCCACUGUCACAGAGGUGUAGAUUCUCAGUGAAGUAUGUAUUUACUUCCUCUGUACACACAGUGAUGAAGAAUGAGGUACUUUGUCAUUCUGUAGACUUUUCCUGAUAUACUGGAGCUGAUGGACUCAAAUGUAGAAUAUGUACUUUGUGAACUCGAAAACAGCAUUACUAUGUACAUGACAGCUGUUGAUGACUCAUAAUGCUACACAAUGAAACUAUCAAACUGACAAAAACAUGUUUUUUGUGUGUUUUUUACCUGCCUUUGUAUUGUCUUUAUUACAUGGGAUGUGUGUGUCUCUUUGAAAACAAUACAAUAAAAAUAAUACAUCAAUUUUA